Molecule: messenger RNA, 2150 nt
Organism: Acanthochromis polyacanthus (spiny chromis)
Lineage: Eukaryota; Metazoa; Chordata; Actinopteri; Pomacentridae
Product: gap junction beta-6 protein-like
Exons: 6
Coding region: 194-877 (227 amino acids)
Biological process (GO): cell communication
Cellular component (GO): connexin complex
Source: RefSeq, a predicted model, not a curated record
GCUGCUUCUCACUUCACGUCUUUUGAUUUGAUGCAGAAGAAGGAGCUGCAGGUUUGACUUUCUGUAGAUUCACAUUCAUUUCAUUGUCAUGCUAAACCUGUUCAUGUGGCGGUGACUCGUGUGUUUGUUUUCACGCUGGAAAGGACGAUGAGGAAUAUUUUCUGCCAAACAACCUGACAGUCCAGACACAAGGAUGUCUUGGCCGGCUCUCUAUACUCAGCUGGUCGGGGCGAACCGUCACUCCACCAGUCUGGGUAAGAUCUGGCUCUCGGUGCUGUUUAUUUUCCGGGUCCUGGUGCUGGUUGUUGCUGCAGAGAGCGUCUGGGGGGACGAGCAGUCGGACUUCGUCUGUAACACGCUACAGCCCGGCUGUGAGAACGUCUGCUAUGAUCAGUUCUUUCCCGUCUCCCACAUCCGUCUCUGGUGUCUUCAGCUGGUCUUCGUCUCCACGCCGACGCUCCUGGUCGCCAUGUAUGUGUCCUAUCGGAACCACAAAGACAAGAAGAGGCUGCUGCAGACUUCUGGCCGAGCUGGUUUCCUCGGCAACAAGGGCCAAGAGGAGGAGCUGGAGACCCUGAAGAAGCGCAGACUCCCCAUAGCUGGAGCUCUGUGGUGGACGUACGCCUGCAGCCUGGUGUUCAGGCUGCUGUUUGAAGGAGGAUUCAUGUACACUCUGUACGUGGUGUACGAUGGUUUCCAGAUGCCCCGGCUGGUGCAGUGUGACCAGUGGCCCUGCCCCAACCUGGUGGACUGUUUCAUCUCACGGCCCACUGAGAAAACCGUCUUCACUGUUUUCAUGGCCACGGCCUCGUCCAUCUGCAUGGUCCUAAACAUGGCCGAACUUGCAUAUCUUGUCGCCAAGGCUGUCACUAGGUAGAAGUAUUAAUCAGUCAGACAGUCAGGGCUCUGUGUGGUCAGAGGGAGAGGAAAACCAGCAGGGACAGAAUGCACAACCAGAAGUCACUUAUCUCAACCUGAAGAGCAACAGGAUGGAGGAUGCAGACAGGAGCCAUUCCAAAGACUAAACACACUUUAAAGCUGCAUAAUGAAUGACCCAUCAGUGUAAAUAAGAAAGUGAAAUUUUCUGUGAUACCCAAAUGUGUUCAAAUGUAACAAGGGGUGGAGAUGAUAUCAGAAGCUCAAAACUGCAUUUUUACUCCGUCAAGGAACGCGGUGAAAUUAUGUGACGAUCGGUGUACAUUUGUCCGUCCGUCUGUCUGUCUGUCUGUCUGUUAGCAACUUUACUCAAAAAGGGAUAAAUGGAUUUGGAUGAAAUUUUCAGGGAAGGUCAGAAAUGGCACAAGGACCAAGUGAUUAGAUUUUGGCAGUGAUAUUUCUUAUAGUCUGGAUCCAUGGAUUUUUUAAAGAUGUCUCUAUCAUUGCGAGAUAGCAGCAUGGCGUCACUGUAACUAUUUUAUUUUAUUUAUUUAACCACGUUUUUGUCUAGAUAAGCUAGUUGAGAAAUUAUUCUCAUUUUCAAUAGUGACCUGGCCAACUAUGACAGCAAGUCGUCAGCUGCCUGUUGACGAUCACAUGAUUGCAAACCUACUACAAAUCGACCGUUAUGUUACUUAACUUACUGGGACUUAUCUGUGAGACAUGAUACAAGAAACAACAGAUUAAUUUGAGUCCCAUCAAUUCCUGCCGCCCGCUACAUAUUUAGAUCACACGAUUCGGUAUUCUUACAUAACAUACACAUGCAUAACACACACCUGUGCUCAACGUAAGGUCAUUUUUUAUUAGAAAUUAUACGACUGAGCAGCCUUGCAGGAGUACUGCACUCUGAGUGCUUUUCUUGUUAUUUGGACUGUUUUAGGUUGUAUGUUGAUAAUUUGUACAAAAAAAUUAACUUGUUGAUAGCGUAUUUCUAUAAUGUGAUAAUGUCGUCUAUUUUCACAUCAGGAUUCCAGCUAAUGUUAAUGCAAAAAUAGACAAGCACAGACACUUCAGAGUCUUCGCUCCAUCUACUGAGAAACAAGAAAACUGCGUCAGGAAAAUGUGAGGAUUCAUUAGCAGCUACACACACUGUAAAUAAACUAUGCACAUGUACACAUGUUUGUAUUUUUCAUGGAUUCAUUGAGUAACAGUUCAUUGCAUAUAAAUGCACUCACAAUGUCUCACUUCACAAAUAAAGUUUCAUCGUAUCAUCA